GGAUACACUUUAGUCUGUAAACAUGCUUAUUAUUUGUUUGCAGGAAUUUGAUUUUCAUGUGCGCUGGCCUGGGGUGAAGCUAUUAACCACUCUUCUUAAACAGCAGGCACCACAAGUUCAGCAAAUUGUUUUAGUUAGUCCAAUGGGUAAGUUAUUGAAUUGUUGUUUUUUAUUCUUUCUUUUUGCAUGCCAAUAGUCAAUGAUCACAAUCCAAGUAAAAACAGUGCUUUUACAACAUGGUCAUGAAAUACUUCCUACAAAAGGUUGAUAAGCAUAUACACGACCACAUCAAUCAACAAGAAGUCCCCAGAAUGUCAUUGCAAGCACUCUGCAUGUCCACAGCAAGAUUUUAUAUUUUAAGUAUAAUAGAGAACUGAGUGAAAUAAGAAGUAUAAAGGGUAGCAAGUGCAGUGAACCAAGCUUAUGAUAGGCGUCUGAGCUGACCUCUUUACCUAUGUCGAAGAUGCCUUCUAAGCGAUAAUCCUAUUUAUGUUAUCUGGCCUCUGCCUAGUACAUAGAAAUCUUAUGUGAACAGAAGAAAAAAAAAAGGGUGCGGGGGUUAAGCGGAAUAUCUCCGCUCCCGCCUCCCCCGCCCCUCUGAUCCUCCACCUAUAUGAGUUCCCAAUACCCUAUACUGGUGAAUGCCAGGGCCACUUCUCCAGUACCCAGGAGUGCUAUAUUGUCCCUGUGUCGUGAAAUCUACAGCCUGUCCUUAGACCUAUGCCAGGGUUCCCAGACUUUGUGGAAAGAGUCAAGGGAGUUACGCAAGAUCACUGCAGGGUUGCUGAUAAUUGAUCCAUUAGGUGUUUAUCUUCUAUUUUUGCCCUCACCUCACAUGAGGAGGGGGGGCGGGGUGUAACCAGUGGGCUGCAAGGACCCGUCUUGCUGCUAGAGUGAUUUUAUUACAUAAUUUUUGUUCACGGUGGGUCAGUCCCUCUAAGGGCUAAGAAAGCAAAAACAUCUAGUAUUGUUUUUCAAUACAUUAUUUUCCAUACAACUGUUGUAUAAUUGGGAUUUUAAACAUAUCUGUCAAAAAGGAGUAGUAAGUUGCAGGUGAUUCCUUCUGGUGCAAGAUGAUUAUUAGAAAUGACUGACUGGCAACUUCUUUUGCAGGUGUCUCAAGAUUGAUGGAUUUGCUAGAUGAUUCUAGAGAAGUGAUUCGUAACGAUGUAAGUCAUUUAUAUUUUAAAUUUUACAAUGGCACGAUACCAUGUUGGGAAUUUGGGCUGUUCUAUGAUGCAAAGUGACAAUUUAAUAUCCUUUUAGGUUAAAGCUGCACUCUAAGCAUCAAGAUCGUUACAGCUUAAUGUAGUGGUAUUGAUGCCUAGGGGCUCCCCAUGCACUUUCACAAAUGUUAGCCUUACCUUUUAUGCGAAAUAGCAAUGUUUACAUUUGUCAACCAGUGAGCAUUGUAUGAGGAGAAUUAUACCGGCACAGUGCAUUGGUUGCCACACAUGUAAAGUAGAGCCCUCAAUGCUUCUCUUUGGAGGUCAACUGCAAAGCCUGAAUUGAUACAGCAAAUGCAAGCUCUUGGAAUAUGAAUAAUGUAAUAUUUCUGCAAAUACCAUUUUAUGUAUCAUUUAUAGGAUGUUUAAAAAAAGAAAUUGCUCAACUCAAGCCUGGGGAUGUAAUCAGAGCGUUAAGUACAUAUGUAGAAUGCUCAUGUACAGUUCCUUAGUGAGAUAUUCACACCUGAUUAAGAUGUUUUUAGGAACCAGUGGCUGUAUAAAUGAUGUAUACCUUAUACACUGCAUCUAUUGCCUGAAAAUACCCAGAAGUGCAAUAACAAAUUUAUGCACAUUGAUUCAAAAUUUGCUAUGGUUUGAUGUAAUUGAAAUGGUGCUUGACAGGGAGUUUGUUUUUAUUUUAUUAAUACUGCCUUGCAAUACAUCUGUUGUAGUUAAUUCUUUGUAAUUAUUUCUUCUGCAGGGGCUUUUAUUGCUACAGCAAUUGACAAAAAGUAAUGCUGCUAUUCAGAAAAUUGUCGCCUUUGAAAAUGCCUUUGAAAGACUUCUUGACAUAAUAUCAGAAGAAGGGAAUAGUGAUGGAGGUGUGUCUCUCUGCCAUUCCAUGAAUCUAGUUUAGCCCAAAGUGUUCUCAAAACAAGCCGGCAAUUAUAAUUUGGUCUCAAGUCAUUCUCUGCAGAGUAAAAUAUUAGAGCCUUUUAAUGUAUUUUGAUUGUUAAAAACUUAGCAUUUGUAGCUCUUUCUCUAAACUCAUUAAGCACAUACACAAUUUGCUGAACACGCUUACGGUAAAACAGCUUAACUUUCUUAAUCUGCAUGCAGUAGAGUCCUAGAUCUUGCAAUAAAUUUUGCAAACCUGUCAUGUGUUUCUUAGAUUACAUUUCUGACCAUAUACACCUUUUUUUUUGGUGUGACCCAUUAAAAGUUAUUAAUAAAAGGUGCAGAAAUACUUUACUUUUUGUUAGUGCCUAUAGAAGCCAGUUGGUUUCAUAUGCUUUGUAAAUUGAUGGAGGUGACAUGAGCUUACAUCGGCAUGCUAGUAGUUCAUAAAACUCUGAUUAGGUCGUCUUCUUUAGGAAGAAGGCUUCAUGAUAUAGUACGCUCAGCAUUAUCUCAACAAUAUGUAAACAUUUGUUUGUUUUUUGAGAAACGAGGUAGAAUAAUAAUGAUAAAAACUUGCAGGCAGUAUUUUGGUUUGAUAAUGAGUUUUACACAAAAAAUAUGACAAUCCUGCUUUAACGGUAAAACUAUGGUUGAGUAUUUUUUUUUUUUUUUUUUUUCUGUAUGGUUUGAUAAAAGGCAUACAUGUCAAAAUAGAUUCCCUAUAAGCAAUAAUGUAAAAAGAAGGAUAAAAUAAGCCUUCCGUUUUUAAAGCUUUACAUUUUCAGUGGUAAUUGGGGAUCUCCGACAGAGCAGCAGCUUCCACUUUGAGAGCUUUUUGUUUAACUGUGGAAAUCUCACAUAAGGUAAAAAAAUGGCAUCAAUUGAUGUAUUUUUGAUUGCCUAGGGAGCCAUGUAAGAUAUUCAAUGCUAAAUGAGGGCUUGUUGGAUGAAGGAUGCUUCUACUCUGCUGGAGAUAUAUAAUUAAAGCAGACAAAGUAAGCAAAAGAACUAAUGGCUGCUGGUUUUGCUUUAACAUAUUUUUUGUGUAUGUAUGUGUCAUACAUGCAUACAUACAAGCAAUAAUGAAAUAAGCCUUACACUAUUGCCCAACUCUUAUUUCCAUACCGGGCUAGAUAGUGGCCUCCAAAUACAAUACAGCAAAGAUGUAUGUUUCCACUCACAACAAAUCUUUAUUCCUUCACUUGGAAGUUUCUGUAGUAUUGUACAAAGUUGUCUAACAGAUGUUGACAUUCCAGUCCCAACUCUUUCCUCAGGACAAGCAGUAAACUUUUUGAUACUUUAAAACAGUGUUUAUAAGCAAAGCACAUGAGACAAGGAGGACUAAACUUACACCCUGUGCAGCUGUAUGCAAUAGAUGAGGCCUAGUUUGAUGGAGGAGAUAUAUAAUUAAGGCAGAAAAAGUAAACAAUAAAGCUAAGGGCAGCUGAUUUACUUUAACAUAUUUUCCUUUUGUCUUCGUGGUUGUUUUAUCUUACCUUUGACUAUAGCAUAUAGAUAGAUAGAUAGAUAGAUGUGUGUAUGCAUGUAUAUAUGUGUGUAUAAUAUUUAAAUAUAUAUAUAUAUAUAUAUAUAUAAGUAAAAACCAAAGAAAAACAAGUUACCUGCGCUCUCUCCUUAAUCCCUAUGUAUUUUUAAACCAAUGGAGGUUUUUUAGUUACCUCCAAUGGCCAUGAGAGGAUGAGCCCACCUGCCAAUGCCAAAGCAGACCCCCCCCCAGAUGUGCCCUAACUCUAACUAUUCACCUUGCUUCUUUGAGCUUCUGGCAAAAAUCUGAUGGCCAUUGGAGGUAACUAAAAAAAACUCCAUUUGUUUAAAAAUACAUAGGGAUUAAGGAGAGAGCGCAGUUAACUUGCUUUUCUUUGGUUUUUACUAUAUAUUGUGGCUGAUAUAUAAAAAAUAUAAAAUAUAUAGAAACUGGCUUGCACUCACGGUUUCUUUGAAGUUAAAAUGAUUUCUUUAUUGCCAAUUCAAAAAAAUUCUGAUCGACUAUAUAUAUAUAUAUAGUGUGUGUGUUUUUUUUGUAAUUUUUUUUUUUAAUAGAUUUAUGAGAGUACCUUUAUGAAAUAAUUUUGUUUUUCAUUAUUACACUGAUCUAUGCCCAACCAGGGCGGUGCUAUGCCUUGCUAAAACCUACCGGUAUAUAACAAUCUGUAUAGACUUUGCCCAGAUAUCCCUUGUUUAUAUUAUAUCACCUUCCUGUUAGCUGUAUUUGAUCAGCUGUGUAAAAAUGCUAACCUGAGCUCUGCACUUUUUGUUUGUGUUCUCCCUGUUUUCUUCUCAUUCACUGAUAAAAAUAGUUUAUAACAUGGUUUACAAGGGUUUAUAUUAGUUUCAGGUGUAUUGUAGAUGAGUGAUUUCUAAACUAGAUCCGUCGAACACAAGUAAAAUGAACCUUUAUUUCUUUCUCUGGCACUUAUUACAUCCAAAAAAAUAAAGACACAAACAGAUUUAACAAUUACAGUAAAUAGUUAUUCUAUCUCAUUUCUGUACCAGUCACAGGUGAGGUCCAUGUAAAUGUGUUUCAGUCACAUACUUUGUAUCAUGCCAACGUGAUCAGAAAUGUCGUUUGCAGGACUCCUCUCUUUGGACUAAAAUGUUGCAUGGCUUCUUUUUUCUAUUCAAUAUUUAGUACAUUGAAUGGUUAUAUUCCUAUGUAGGCAUUUAGGUAUAGUAACAAUUGAGAAAGACUUGAUUGACAAGAUUGUUUAAUUGUUGGUGAAGAAUGGGGGGAAAAAAGAAACUAAAAAAAAAAAAAAGUGAUAAGACGUUUGUGUCCUUUUAAAAUACAUCAGUGGAAUUCAUUUUUGAACUAUUUUGUAACCCUCUCCUUGAUGUCAAAUCUUAAAGUAUUCAAUCACUAAAAUAAAAACAUGAUCAAUUUUAUCUACCAUUUUUCAAACUUUCAACAUUAUAUUCAUUUCAGUUCCCUUUGUAUUAUUCUAGGUAUUGUAGUAGAGGAUUGUCUGUUGUUACUUCAAAACCUUCUGAAAUAUAACAACUCCAAUCAGAACUUUUUCAAAGAAGGCUCAUAUAUCCAACGCAUGAAACCAUGGUUUGAAGUUGGAGAUGACAACUCAGGAUGGUCUGCUCAAAAAGUGACAAAUCUUCAUUUGAUGUUGCAGGUAUGUAUUUCUAUAUUUUUACAGCAAGGAUCUAUCAUCACAGCACUCGUUAGAACCACAAUAUUGCCAGACUGAUGCCACCUGUGUGGGAAAAAUAGAGCCGUUUUGUUGCAUUCUAGCUCUGAAUAUUGUGAUGGAUUUUGAAGAACAUUCCUCUGUUGGUCUAAGGUAUAUUGUAUGCUGGAAUCUAGUAGUGGAAAUAAAUAACCACAUUCUCUUUAUUUAUUUAUUAUUACCAUUUAUAUAGCGCCAACAGAUUCCGUAGCGCUUUACAAUAUUAUGAGAGGGGGAAUUUAACUAUAAAUAGGACAAUUACAAGAAAACUUACAGGAACGAUAGGUUGAGGAGGACCCUGCUCAAACAAGCUUACCGUCUAUAGGAGGUGGGGUAUAAAUCACAUUAGGACAGGAAAUAGCAAUCAAAUAAGGUGGGAGUGAAGCAGAGCUUGAGGAGAGAGUAGAGUUACUGCCCUUUAGAAUAGACAGGUAUGUAAGGUAUAGGUUACUCUGGGAGGCCACAAGCUUUACAAAAGAUAUGGGUUUUAGGGCACUUCUUAAAGGAUUGAAGACUAUGGGAGAGUCUGAUGGUGGUAGGCAGGCUAUUUCAUACUACUUUUGCUCACAUUCUUUCCUUUUUGUUAUUUCUUGUCCCCUCUCAGUUUUCUCUUAAUUUUUGUUUCUGCUCCUUUAAUUUGUGCAUCAGCCCCUCCAUCCAUUUUAUAUUCUUGUCCUACCAUGUAAAGCAUACGUUUCCCCUCUCAGCUUUCUCAACCCCUCAAUAUCUCAAUAAUCUCUCUAUAUAUGCACUCACUCCACAGUUCUGUUCAUUUUUUCCUCGAUACCUAAAGCCCGUUGAACUACCUCUUCUCACAAACGCUCAGUACUUGACUAUUAUAAUAUAUAUUCAUCUUUUCCAUAUCUUUAAACUUCUUGUCUGUAAUCUUGUCCUUGCUCCAUUCUUAUCACUGUCAUCCUAACACCAUUAGUUUAAUAUUCCAUUUAAAUUUUCUGACCCUUUUGCCUCUAUGCUGCAGGAGCUCCUCCUAAUUCUACUGUUAGUGUACAUUUUUUACUCCACCAAUACUGCCUGUUACACUCAUAUUCUUUUCCCUCCCCUCAAGAACAACUCCAAGACCCCAUUUCCCCCACACAUUCUUCAUAGUCCUGUAUCUUGCAAUAUUAUUAAUGCAAUUAUAUCUGCAGAACUGGGCUGACUGAGAGAUUGCCAUCCCAGCGCUGCAGAUAUAAUUGCAUUGGAUUGCUAUACUACACACUGAUACACACAAUGACUCUUAGUGAGAAUUACUUUCAUCUGGUAUAUGCAUAUGUAAUAUUAGUGUAUAUACAUGUCUCAAGCUUUUUCACUCCCUGACAGCUCUUGUUAAUUAUGUCCUUCUUCCCUUAUUUUUAUACCUGGAAUAGUAUUUGUGAGAGAGAAACUAUUUUUUUGUUGUUUCACCCUAUGCAUAUGCAUAAUUCAUUACAGCAGCUGUAAAUCUUAGUUGUUACCUUGAAGUGUGAUUUCCAUCAUUCUCAGACAGCCCAAAACAUAGAGUUGGUCUAUUUUAACUUGAAACAAUGUACAUGUAUUUUUGCUCUAUUUCAGGGUUAUUCACUAAAAUAAGAUUUAACAGUAAUUAAAAGUGAAUUUCAAAUGAAGGCCAAAAUAGCUAAAUUAGAAAAAUAAAACCUCCAAGGCAAUUCUGUUUUUAUUUUAGUGAAUUUAACAUUUUAGCUUUACAUUUUAAAUUCACUUUGCAUUCUCAGCAAUUCUAACUUUAGCAAAUAACCCUGUUUGUUUAAAAUAACAUAUAGUGGUCCAGGCACUCAAACUGAUAGCAAACAGCAGCGUGUUCUGCUCCAAUAAAUCUGCUGUUUGUUAUCAAUUUGGGUGCCUGGAUCACUACUUUAUUCUAUACACUUUAUGUGGGGCCUGGCAUUCCCCGGAACCGGUGCACCUUGGUAGCCUGGUGAUUGUGGUAUGCUUCUUAUCUACCUGUUUAAAAUAACAUGGCAUACAACAUAAAUCCUAGAAAAGACUGAUGUGUAGUUGUGCUUCCUUUUUCUUUCAGCUUGUCAGAGUGCUGGUAUCUCCCAUAAAUCCUCCGGGUGCCACCAGUAGCUGUCAGAAAUCAAUGUUCCAGUGUGGCCUGUUACAGCAGCUCUGCAUAAUCUUGAUGGCAACUGGGGUUCCUGCUGACAUCUUGACAGAGGUAAGUAGAUUCUCUUCCUAUGUAUAUAUAAAAUUAUGAUACUGAGUUAAAUUGUGCAGAAGAAUAAACGACCCGUUGUGCAUUUCAUUGCACUGCAGAGCACAAGCCGUGCAAUGAAAUGCAGCACAAGUCUUUUUUAAUAAAGCCCAACUGAAAUCUCCCUUUUAUUCUGACUGAUCUACUAUAUGUCUACAUUUAUUCUAACUGGAAUCUGUUUAUUUACUUGCUAUCCAUCUUCCAUGGAUUCUUUAAACGGUUACUUUAUUUCUGCUUUUAGAAGUGGUCAUUGUGCAAGUAUACUUUAUGUGCUGGAAACGUUGCACGUACAGCAUAAUCUGCACUUUAGUGCCAGGGUCUAGUUGCAACCACGGUACACAGUAACCUCAUUCUUCCUCUGAAUGUUCCUGCCGUUCAUCAUUGAUUCUCUAUGAGAAGCAUUUGAUUGGACUGCAACUUGGAAGACUAUGACGUAGUGUUGACGACUAAGUAGGUUUGGAAACAAUCUGGGACCCAACACUGGAUUGUUCAGGUACAAAACAAGGGAAUCCAGGAACAUGUCAGCACUAAAGUAUUUCAAGCAAUUUUAAUAAAAAUGGACAAUAAAGCUUCAGUAACCCUUUAAAUGUUACAUUAUGCGCUCUAUAUGCGCCCUGACCAAAAUGUAGGGGUUGAGUGAUCUACGAAGUAAUCUUCUGUUAUGGUUCUGCUGAACUGGCAAAUUUUGGAAUCUCACUGUCAAAAUCUUACUGAUAUGAUAUUUACUGGAAACUGCUAAGUUCCUUUGAUUUUUGUGUUUUCAACAGACCAUAAACACAGUUUCUGAAGUCAUCCGAGGCAGCCAAGUUAAUCAAGAUUAUUUUGCUUCUGUAAAUGCUCCAUCAAAUCCUCCAAGGUAAUAACUGUAUGUAUGUUUGUGUUGUUCAUAGGCAAUUAUACAAUUUAAAGGUAACAAUUUUUAUUUUUAAAAACAUUUCUCCUCUUUUACAGUACAGUAUUUGUUAAACAAAUCAAAUUUCAGCUAGCCAGUUACAUUUUGCCUGUUAUUGAAUACACAAUGUCUGCUUAUGUCAUGAUAUGUAACUAAUUAUUAGCUUUUCUUUUUUUUUUUUUGCAUUAUUUUGACCCCUUAGUGCUUUGCUGUAUUGCUAAGAUAUUUAGCACCCCACUAUACUCUGGGUACACUUCUUAGUGUUUGGGUAGCAGAGUUUAUGUGAUGAUUGAAAAUGGAUCAAUACUUAGUAGCUUGCCCAUUGUUAUUUCCUCUCAGGUCUCAAACAAAAUGUAGUUCACUUGUACCAUUACAUAGAGAGUUCCUUCCGAAAUGCCAUACCCAUGCAUUUACUUUGGUUGUUAAAUUGCUUCCAUAACAGCGUGGCAUAAGGUGUAAAUUAUACAACAAAAUCCAUUUGCCAUUUGCUUUUAGUAUGCAAAACCCUGCACAAAAACCCUGGAUGUGACCGGCUGGGAACACUUAAAAAAAAAAAAGUUACUCCAACUCAAAAGCAGGGUUUUAAGAAAACACUGUUUUUGGUCAGAGUAAACCUUCCUACAUGUCGUCUUUCCAUAAUCCUCCUACCCCCCGGCCUAAUCUUCCACCGUUGACAUCAGUCCUAUAUGUUACUUAAUCUCUGAAGGAAAUGCAAAAAGUUGUUUUAGAUCACUUAUUCAGCAUCGGGGAUGUGGAAUUCUUAUUGCCUGACACUGGCUGGAAGUCCUCACCCCUUUUAGCUGGGCAAGCAGCAGGACUGCCGCGAUGCUGGGCCGGGGAGCGUGUGGUUUGAACCUCUAUCGGGCUCAAAACAAAGUAAUCGCUGACUCAGUGUUGCACUCACUAAUGAGCACUGGACCAUGAAUGAACAAUUAUAUGUGCUGCAGCCCACAGGCUCCCUCACAUGGCACUCCGGGCUGCUCUACCUUCCAUGCGGGCUGUCUUCCUUCUCCUGUCAGCUCGGGGGCAUAAUGCACAGGAGCAUUCUUAUCUGCUCGCUACUGAGCUUCCUGCUUCCCUCCGUGUCCUAGUGCUCACUCCCCUGGUUCUACUGCUCAAAAAGCCCUCAUGCUGUAAUAUUUUAACCCCUGCUGGUCCACCAGAAAUUGUAUACCGUUGCUGGACCACCAGGGACUUUUUCUAACCCCUGGUGCUGGACCACCAGGGACUUUUUCUAUCCCCUGGUGCUGGACCACCAGGGACUUUUUCUAUCCCCUGGUGCUGGACCACCAGGGACUUUUUCUAUCACCUGCUGGACCACCAGGAAAAAAUUUUUUAUCCUCUGCUGGAUUUGUUUAACCCUUGAUGGACCACCAGGGUUCAUAAUCCCUACCUGCACUGUAGGUAAGCAGAGAGAGGGGGCAAAACACAGAGCACCCUUGCACACAUGCCUACACACAGCCAGAACAUACCAUACACGCAUUAUACACAGCACACAAACAUACUGAACACAGCCAGCAUGUACAUACGGACACCAGGCAUACUACACGUUGCCAGCACACUAUGAGUAAGGACAGAGGGAGAGACACUCUUGGUAGGGACCUUAGUAUUUCUAAUUAAAAUUAUUUUGUGGGUCGGGAUAAGUAGCUUGUCAUUAGGGACAAGUGAAUUGGACUACUACUUUAGUCCCAUGGACAAGUAGAUUUAGUUUUUUUAAUUUCCACACCCCUUUCAGUAUGUAAUUUGUCAGCAAAGGGAGCUGAAGAGUCAAUGAGCUUUUUUUUUUUUUUUCAUUUAUUUUACUUUUUUCAGUAAGAUGUGAAAUAACUCAACACUGUUAAAAGAUUAUUGGAGCUUGAGCUCCCUCUGCUGACAAAAAACAAAACAAAAACAUUGACUAAUUGAUAUAAAACAUUACUUGAGCUUCCUUCAGAGAUUAAGAAACAUAUAGGACAGUAUAUACACAUUUUAAAUUCAACAUACAUAGUUUUAUUUUCUUAAAAUGUUAUCAUUCCCACUUGCGGGAUUCUAUUUACAUGAAUACACUUUUAGUUGAGUCCAUUACUUUCUGUGGGAAUAAAUCAGUCAGUUUUAGACCCUUUUUUGAAGAACAGAGUAACUGUUUCACUUACAGACUCCAGUCUCAAAUAACUGAAGCAGUUGUAGUGUUUGAGUAAUCCCUUAAGCAGUGUCAAUUAUUGCUAAUGUAUUACAAUAGGAAUGCCUGGAAAACUAUUCUAAAUUAGCCAUCACACAUUAGUGAUUCACUGCUCAUAUAGUGUAUCUGUGAAAUUCUAGCAGCAAACCUGAUUCAACUGAGCAAUGUAUUGAUGACCUGUUACAUUCCAAUACCUGUUCAUUGGGUGUGUGCACAUAUCCAAGAUCUGAUCAUAAAUGCUGUAGUGUAGUCUAAUUUAUUUUGCACUGUUUUUUUCUUACUGUCCUAUUUGCUACAUCUCAUUAGCUACAUAAACUCUAUAAAUAAAUCCUACUUUUAUUACAGCAAUUAAACAAAUAUCAUCUACUAAUCCUGUGCAAGAAUGCACAUUUGCUUUUUGUAGAAAACAAACAAACAAACAAAAAAAAUGCCUCACCGUUCAUAAUUUGUGCUUUUUAUUCCUGUGUACUUUUUUUAUGAAGGCCUGCAAUUGUAGUGCUUUUGAUGUCCAUGGUGAAUGAAAGGCAGCCGUUUGUCUUAAGAUGUGCUGUUCUGUACUGCUUCCAGUGCUUCCUGUACAAGAAUCAGAAAGGACAAGGAGAAAUUGUGUCAACAUUGCUUCCCUCAACUAUUGAUGGUAAUGUUUUACAAUCCUUUAAACAGUUGUCUUAUUUCCACACUCAUUAUUCACUAGCAGGGUUAUUCAUAAAUUGUCAGGAAUUCAAAGUAGAGUUAAAUAUUAGCUUGAAAAUAUAGCUCACUUGGAGAACGUUCAGAUUUUUUACUAUUGCUGCCUAAAAUGUGAAAUUUACAUUGUAGGUAUUUAUUAUAUCGUCCUUUAUGGCCAUUAUUAAUACAUUAAAAACCUGUUAAUGCAUGCCAAAUAUGUUGUUGAUAUGUAUGAAUUUAGCAAUUCCUAAAUAUUGUACUUUGCCUGAGUGCUUUGUACCAAGAAUAAGUGGUAAUACUGUUUUAGGGUUCAGGGGAAAUGAGGCUGUAAAUAAUUCCUAUAAUCAUUACUGGUAGAUAGAACCAAGUUAUAUUAUUAAGUUAUCACAUGACACGUGGAACUGCAUAAUCAAUUAGAAACGGAGUUGGUGAACUUGUAUUUGAGGUGCUAGUAAAUGGUCAGUACGAUGGUUACAAUGUGGAGCAGGGAAUUAUGAUGUGCUCAGCUGAUGUGGACAAAGAGAGACCAGUAAAGGAAUUGAGUUGGUUUUAAAGGGGGUUGCUUCUAAGAGGUGUGUGUUUUUUUUGUUUGUUUUUAAGACAGUGUAGAGUUUCUGCAGCACAUAUUGAAUGUUUACUUGUAAGAGUACUCAUUUUCUUGGCAUUCAGCAUGAUGGCCACCACUUUAGACCUUUGUUCAGAAUAGGGAUAUCACCUUGUAUAUAUUGUAAGGCUUUCUGUCCUAUAUUGUAAACUCUCAAAUCGUUCCAUUCUGCUCCAAUGGGGAUAUUGAUAAAACCAGGGACACAAUUGUUAAGGUCUGAUUUGAAACUACUGCCUUAGCACUAAAGCAGCAAACUAAAGACAUUUACUCUGCUUCCAAGAGAAGUCCAUAAAACUUUGGGCAAUUGGUGAAGACUAGUGUUGAGAACAUAUCCAUAAAAAGUUUGGAAAUAAUGAGAAAUCGCUGUUUAUUUAAAUUGUCACUUACAUUUUCCAUUCCUUUCUUUAGCCACUUCGUUAUCAGCUGGACAGUUGCUAUGUGGAGGACUCUUUUCUACAGACUCUCUUUCCAACUGGUGUGCAGCAGUGGCUCUCGCUCACGCUUUGCUAGAAAACUCAACUCAGAAAGAACAAUUGCUCAGAGUGCAACUUGCCACAAGUAUUGGUAACCCACCAGUUUCCUUACUGCAGCAGUGCACCAACAUUCUUUCACAGGUAAUAUAUCUAGAGGCUGGGUGACGCAAAGAUGUACGAUAAUCUUAAAUAACGCAAACUAUUGUCCUUCAAACUCAAAAGUGUGCUGUCCAAGUUUCUAAAAUGGCUAGCUGGAAAUUAUCUUUAAAACAAAUAGGAAUCAUAUAGCUACUUACUUGGUGGCUCUUCAAGAGUUAGAUGCUGUUGAUGUACUAGAAACAUGAUCUUCUUUUGCAGAAAUUUUGUAAAUAUCUUUCCUGUAACCACUAUUAAAAGAUAUUCACCACAUCUCUGUAAAAGAAGAUAGUUUUGCCGCCGUAAAAGGCACAGAAGCUUACAUAUUUAGCCCAUUCAUAGAAAAGGCUCAUCCAAAUGUGAGUGUUCACUACUCACCUUCUUUAUGUACAGUGCUUCGGUAUUUGUUGCCGCUUUAUAAAUAAUAAUAAUAAUAAUCUACAGCCAUUAUAUACAGUAUUGCACUAUUAUUUGUUUUUAUCUUUAUGUGUUUAUAUGCUGCCCCUAAAGGAGUAAGUUGUCCUUGUAGGAUCUAGCACUUCUGUGUGUUUUUGGUGAGGUUUACAAGUUUUGUAACUUGGAGACAUUGUACAUUGUCCAUAUGAUUUAUGGAUAUUGAUGCACUGCCCCCAUAAAUAAGCAAUCUUUCAGUAUACAUCUUUUAUUUAUUAUCACAAUGCAUUGUAUCACUCUAUAUUUGUGAGUUUCUUUCAGAGGAGAUUUGUAAAACCUACUAAAUUGUUAAAGUAUUACACUUUGAUUUUUUUCCUUAAUAAAAAGAGUGUAUAAUAAUUAUGUAAGCAUAUUUGUUUAGCGCACUAAUUAUAGAUUUUUUUUUUAAUUAGUGUUUUGGGUGAUGUAACUCUCAUUGGUUGCUGCUUUAUAUUUUUUCACACACUGAUAUACAUGUAGAUAUUAGUGUCACCCUUUUUUAGUUUUUUAUGCUUUUUAAAUAAGUGAUGUCUGGGUUUACAUCUGUUUUACGCCAGCUUUAUUUUCUUUGCAUUUACAUUAGGAGGUAAAGCUAAGAUGCAGUAAUUGGCUUGUUGACUCUGAUCUAUAUUUCAGGCUCAUUCAAGCACGGCCCUCUACAUCUCUUAUUUAUGUUUCAUUUGUUUCCCAAUUUUAUUUUCAUACCCCCACUUUAAAAUUGUUAGUCAUGUCAGAACAUAUUGUUGCUUUAUAAAUAACAUUAAAAAAAUAAUUAUAGAACAUCUUCUAUCAACACUGAUGGCUGACAUAAACAUUUGAUCGGAAGAGCAAUGUGCCAUGUUCCUCAUUAUGCUUUUUGGCCACAGGGGACCUAAAAGCUCAUCAAUGCAAUGGUUGUACAGGAAUGGAUGAACAAUUUACCAGUUAUUAACAGUUAUUACAUUUAUAAUAUAUAAUUUGCAGGGGGAUAAGAUCAACAGACGGGUAUGUAUACAUUGGCACAACUUCCCGCCACUGCUGGUCCUGUUUAUUUUUUGCUUCUGUUGAUGUGGGUCUUUGUUAAAUAACGGCUUUGAAGUGAUUCUACUCACACAUGUUACUUUGCUGCGGUGGUGAACCCUUUCUCUUUAUUAAGCAGUACCUUUCUGACCCUUACAUCCCUCUCAUCUCUCCUUUCCUUCCAUGGUGUCAUCUCUUGGGCCUGUUGCCUGAAACUUAGCCCUCUGCAACUUCAUAAGUAGUAGUAGUGUUAACAAAAAUUACUCUCUGGUACAACAAUAUAGUGAAAAAUCAUUGUGUCUCCUGUCACAAUGUUUAUUUGAGUCUUCGAGUAUAGAAAGUCCUAAAGUUCCAUCUCCUCUGCUUAUGAAUAAAGUGCCUACUCAUUUAACAGACCCCAGGGAGCAGGGCUUCAUCACUGGUGCUUGUUGCUUCUCGGGAGCAGCAUGACAAUUCUUUGUCUCCUCAAACAGGUCUUUGUUCCAAAUUUAUUUAGUAAUGGUUUAUAUUUCAUGUGUAAAACCUUGCUUUUUCUGGUUUAAAGAUGCAUUCUAAGUCAAAUAGGUUUAUGGCAUUUAUAUCUAAUUUCAAAGAGCAUGAUUUUAUUUGAUUUUAUUUUUGUCAAAUGUUGCAAAACAUUACCACAUUCAGUAAAUGGUCUUAACAUGUACAUUUAACUAAUCGAACUGCAUCUUUAAAUUAGCCAUCACUUCACUAGUUUUAUGGUUUAAUUUAUAAAAAAAAUGAUUUCAUUGGCUAUUACUCAAGUCUUCUCCUUGUCUUAAACAUUCCUGCUCGUCUUUAAAUUCCGUCUUCAUCACUAUCCCCCUUCCAGUGUUACCUGUGUCUUCAGCUCCUUUGUUUAUUUCUACUAUUCUUUACUCCCUUGUGAUGUUUUCCUUUUUUCUGUCUAUGAUGUUUAAUAUUUCUUGUUUAUUUCCUAUUCAUUCCCCAUUUUUGUAUGUUCCUAUUUGUAAAUCCCAUGUUACCUGUAACUUUGCUCAUUCAAGUGUUCAUUUAAUAGCUCUUUCCUGUAGGGACUUCCACUCUCAUUCUUCCACUCCAUUUGGUCUGUUGGUGUAAGCAAGGUGCCCCUUCAUUUUCCCUUUGCCUUUAUGUUUGGUUUUGCAUAUUUCCGUAAGACCAGAAGUAGGCUGGAACAAUUCUGGAAUACCUCCACAAAAUCAUCUCAAGCUUUGUCAAGUUUUAGAAUACGUUAAUUUAUAUAAAAUAAUUUCACAAAUGUUUCCUUGCCUAGUUUUAGUAACUAGACUAUGCAGCUCAGAAUUAGAUUGCAAGUUACCGUAACAACUUGACUGGUUAGUUGCUUGGCCUGUUUGUGGUUAAUUGUUUUGAAGUGGUCUUCAAACUACUUCAGAGGUUCUAUAUAAUUAUAUAUAAUUAUAGUGUGUAUAUUUAUCUCUAUAUCUCUCUCUAUAUAGAUAUAUAUACAUAUAUUGCACAUCUACUACAUCUUUUGAAUACAGAAUGAACCCCUUUACAUACCCUUGUCAAGUUUUUAUGAAAAUGCAGGACUGAACUAUUUUAUUUUUUUUUUUAAUUGAAGAUUAGUCUAUGGUGCAUUUUAAGGCCUUUUAGUAGCUAACUCUCACAUUAUAUAUUUUGAGAUUUAUUGAGGUGCCAUUUUUUUUUUUUUUUUUACUUUAAAGUUUGUGGAGUUAUCUUUUAUUUUAUGUACACAUGGUAUUUUUGCUGCUUAGUUUUCAAAUGAGAUAUAAAGUAUUUAAAAUUCCGUAAAUUGUACUCGGGAACUUCUCCCGAGCAGACCAAUACCCCUAUAUACCUUUAACCUUUACAACGUAUCAACCCUAACCCUAGCAGUAGUGUUAGAGUAAUAACCUCUGCUGAUUUCGGCAGGGGUGGGGUUUCCUUGUUGUUGAUUUCAGCAAGGGGGUGGGGGGUUCCUUUGCUUUUUUUCAGCAGGAAAUAGGUUUUCUUGCUGAUUUCAGCAAAUGGUGGGGUUCCCUUGCUGAUUUCAGCAUGGGGGGUUCCCUUGCUUUUUUCAGCAGGGCAGGGGGGUUCCCUUGCUUUUUUAAGCAGGAAAUAGGAGGUUUUCUUGCUGAUUUCAGCAAAUGGUGGGGGUUCCCUUGCUGAUUUCAGCAUGGGGGGAUUUUAAAGAUAUAAAUCGCAUAACCCAUACCUAACUAACUUUGCUAACAGCUUAUGCAAAAAUCAAAAAUAUCACUUGGGACAGGUCCUCUUUAACCUUCUGUAACAUUACAAGAUACAAUUUUCAUGUAUAUCAUAAAAUAUUUUCUAUGUUUGAAUCUGCAUGUAAGCAUAACACCAUAUGCGGCAGAUCCUUGCUCUCGACUUUACAUCCUCAUACUUAAUUUUUUUCUUUUUUAUUGCUUGUAUUUAUUUUCCUAAUAGUGAUUUAAAUUAGCAUUUUUCAUAGCAAAUAUAUUCCUUGUUUGAGAGUGAUGGGAAAGCCCAAAAUAUGAUCCCUUAUAUCUGAUUUCAAGUAAAAAAAAAAAAGAAAAUUAAAUGAUGAUCAGCAAUUAUAAAUAUUUUGGAGAAAUUGUGUGUUGAAUAUUAUAAUGUUGGUUUGUUGCACGAGUUCAGAUGGCAUGUGUUCUGCGUUGAUCUUCUAGGCAUGUGCUGUGAGAUGUGUGUCAGAAUGCGUUAACAGCUAACUUCUUGGGGAUCCAUAACUUUGCUAUCUCUUUUUUAAGGUUUUAUUCUGGAUUAUGAAUGCAAGAUUCGUGUGAAUUGUGUGUUACUUUGUUGUGUGAUUGCUUAGGUUAUGUAGGUUAUAUACAUUGGACUUACUGACUGGUAGCUCUAAAACUGGCAUGCUAAUAAUGAUAGUAACACAUUUCAUAGUGGAAAGCACAAGACCACAACACUAAUCUGCAGAUCAGGUCCAAAAGCCUCUUCCACAGGCACAUUCAUGGCAGACAGCAGAGAAAAUUCUAAAGCACCCAUUUGAUGUUUUUUGUUAAUUUUUGCCUGACAGGAUAUGUUGUUCUGUGUGUAAUAAAAUGGUUUGCUGUGAUCUAAACAAACGUAGGCAAAAUGUCUACAACAUUGAAACGUGUCCCGCAGUGUUAUAUCCUUUUGGGUGAGUUUGGGGUUUUCAUUUGUUUAUGAGUAUACUUUCAGGCGUAUUUACUAAAGUGAGAAUUGUUAGGAAUUCAAAAUGAUUUUUAUAAAUUUGAAAGGAUACCUUUAAUGACAUAUACAAAUUAAUCUUACAGGAUGGAGAAUCAUAUUUCAUCUGCACAUUGUGUUAGCAGAAUUGCUAGCAAAUGUCUAGAAUUCGCUAAAAUCAGAGUUGAUAAAACAGCCCUUUAACCCCCCCCCUCUAAGUCCAUUAAGUUUAUGCCGAACCUGCAUCAAUCAGCACAGGGAUAAGAAGACUGCGCUCUGCAUGUCUGUUAACGGGGAAUCCCAUUUCUCCUGCUGUAAACCUAUGUCUGCCAUGACCGGUUUGUCCAAAAGUCCUUUAAAUCCAAAAUAGCUGAAGUGGAAAAUGUGAGCUACUAAAAUCUAAAAUUUUAAAAUUUUCUUUGAAUUCCUGACAAUUCCAACUUUACUGAACAAUGAUGUUAAUCAAAAACUUAUCAGCUAGGAAUCCUACUUUUAGUAUAUUAGUAGAGAAGUCUAUUUGAUACGGUUCUUGAAGACUGAGAAGAAAGACGCAUCUUUGAAAAAAAAAUUCAGGUUUCACUAAACGGCACUUACUCGAACACAUAUAGAUAUUUGAACGUGCUUUGACAUAGAGCAUUAACCGAUACCCCAGGUUCCUGACUUCAGACAUGUAACCUCCCCUGAUACUCCAAGGCUUAUUAAUACAAUAGAUAAUUAGACAUGGAACACCUAUCAGGCCGAAUAGCCAUCACUCUGUUCCCCAAUUAGAGCUUGCCAAAAUAGAUAUUACAGCUAAUGCUAAAAUUACAUAGUGUCUGGGAAGGAAUCAAUUUGCUUAUCUACCACAAGAGCAAAUAUCUACUACAUGUAUUAAUUUUCUUGUGUUUUUCCAUACAUUUUAGGGGAGCAAAGUACAGACAAGAGUUGGACUAUUAAUGUUGCUUUGUACCUGGUUGACCAACUGUCCCAUCGCUGUGACACACUUUCUUCACAAUGCAGACAACGUGCCCUUUGUAUCCUUUUACUAUCAACGUGUUCUGUCCAGGAGAUAGAUAUAAGGGAAACGUAAGAAUAAAAAAAUUAACAAUAUGUAAGAACUAAAUGUAGGCAAAAACAGCCAAAAUCUGUCUGUUGCGGAUACUCAAAACAACUAACCCUCAAACCUAUAAAGUACAAGGUUCAAAGUAUAAGGUUCAAAGAAAAAGAAAGGGAGAUAGUGCGUUAAAAUUGAAUUUUUAUUAUUCGUAAAAAUCGGGUACUAUUGCACGUUCAUACAAGCACUCACACUGAUAACAAAAAAUACCCACAGGAGGAAAGAGUCUACCCAUGAUAAAGUAGCUUACGGAGUUUCUUUAGAAGUUAAUAUAAAAGAUUAAAUAAGGUAAUUGGACCUAAACUUGCUUACAUAGCAUACACGGUUCCAAAAACCAACUACAGGUAUUAAGCUCCUUAAUGUGUUAAAUAACCUCCGCAAGGUUAGCUAACCCAUGUGUAGAGGGCUGGAGAGGCAUAAUGACCAGAUAGGGAACAAUCAAAGACCCUUGUAUAUUUUUGACUAACGUUUACAGCCCGCCAAUGUGCCUAUGCAUUGUAAGGUCAUGGUUACUUAUUGUAUUUAUUUAAUUUUUAGUGUUUAUAUACAUACGAAUUUUGUGUUGGAUUGAUAUCAAAACAUCGUAACAGAGCAAAACUUGUUAUGAAACCAAAAGCAUAAAAAGGAAGAUGGGGACUGAUGAGAUAGAAAGGGAUGUUGAAGAUCGGGUGCACAUGUAGGAGAAAAGUGAGAUGGCGAAGGCAGAUCCAGUGUGCUAAGUAGAAAUUUGGUUUACUUCUAAUUUAGCUGUGUCCAGAAUUUCCCAAGCUUGUUUGGAAUUUGGAGAGAUUGUUUAAUAGUUUUUUUUUGUUUUUUUUUAUGGCUUCCAACACCAGUUGGAUGUGAGGUUGAUGAUUUCCAGUGCUUAUUAUAGUAGGAAGCAUUCUAAAUGGAGUAGUGGGUCAAAGCUUGUAACUGCUUGAAUAAAUUUCUAAAUGUAAAGCAGUCCCAAAAUAUGUGAGCAAAACUGUCUGAGUGAGUGUUGCAUCCCCAACAUAUGCUCAAUGUAUUGGGAAGGUAAGGAUGUUUUACCUUUGAAAAUGUUCACUUUUUAUGCAAAAAUAGUAGAAGACAGAGCACAACCCCUCUUGACGAUAAUAUAAGAUAUACACAUGAAGGUAAUGCCAUUUCUUUUUAUAUCCCCAUAGCAUAUUCUUUGGCAUUUUUUCAAUGGUCAUAUAGACAGGUGAAGUGAAUAAUAUUGAUUAUAUCAUUACAAUGGCAUCUGUCAAGUGGUGGGAUGUGUUAGGCAGUAAGUGAACAUUCAGUUCUUGAAUUUCAUGUGUCGGAAGCAGGAAAUGAAAUAUGGGAAAGCAGAAAGUUCUGAGUGACUUGGACAUGGGCCAAAUAGUGAUGGCUAGAUGACUGGUAUCUCCAAAACGGCAAGUCUUGUGGGGAGUUCCUACCAUAAUUAUUGUAAGGACAACAAGUGAAUUGGCGUCAGUCAUGGGUGCCCAAGACGCAUUCAUGCAUGCGGGGAGCAAAGACUAGACCGUCUGGUCUGAUCACACAGUAGAGCUGCUUAAAUUGCUGAAAAACUUAAUGCUGAUCAUGAUAGAAAGUUGUCAGAACACAUAGUGUAUCACAGUUUGCUGCAUAUGGGGCAUAGCCGCCGACCGGUCAGAGGGCCCAUGAUGACCCCUGUCCACUAUCAAAAGUGCCUACAAUGGUGAUGUGAGCGUCAGAACUGAACCUUGUAGGAAGAUGGUUGCCUGGUCUGAUGAAUCAGGUUUUCUUUUUGAUUAGGUGAAUGGCCAGGUGCGUGUGUUUCGUUUACCGUUGUUGGCAGCAGGAGGCACUAUGGGAAGAAGAUAGUUCGGCGGAUGCAGUGUUAUCUUCUGGGCAAUGUUCUGCUGGGAAAGCUUGGAUCCUGGCAUUCAUAUGAAUGGACACAUUCCACCCUUCUACAGAUUGUUGCAUAAGCCUUCAUACUAUGGUGAUUACUGAUAUGAGUGGACUUUUUCAGCAGGAUAACUCAACCAGCUCCAUUGCUAGAAUUUUUCAUGAAUGGUUUGAGGAACAUGACAAAGAGUUCAAGGUGUUACCUUGAACUCCAAAUUCUUGAUUGAGCAUCUGUAGGAUGUGCUGGAACAACUUACCCAAUCCAUAGAGGCCCUUCCUCGCAACUUGCAAAACUUGCUGGUAGUGUCUUGGUGCCAGAUACCACAGAACACAUUCAGAUGUAUUGAGGAAUCCAUGCAUUGAUGCAUCAGAGCUGUUUUGCAAGCACAAGGGGGACCUACACUUUAUUAGGCAGGUGCUUUUAAUGUGGCUGAUCAGUGUACAUCAAGUAGACUUUUACAUUGCAAGCUGACUUAUGACAGGGUUGUAAGAUUGCUUGAUUUGUGCAAGAAAACAAAAUAUGGUUAUCUGUAAACCUAUUACAAUAAAAAGAAACAAAUACCGGUAUAUACACCUCCCCAAUGUGAUCACAACAAAAAAUGAGUAAUAUUACCAAUAUAGAACUCGACUGUAAUGUAAACAGCGUAGAACUUGAUUGGGGUAUAAACUAAAAUAGAAAAAAAUAAAACAACAACAUAGUGCAAACUGUAUGAUGAUAAAUGAGUAAUAGAUAGGUGUAUGACUCUCACUCACAUUCUCCAGAGCCGUUCCAGGCUCUGUAAGACAGGCUCAGGGGUGCCAAUAACUGGCUAACGAUCCAGGUGAUCCAAAUAGAUGAGACUCCAAAAAUUAAAUGCAAAAUAUAUUUAUUGAAUAAAAAUAUAUAAAAGUGUAUACACUACUGGGCGCUAUGGGGGUGGAACCCAAUCUUCUGCAUUUGUUAUUUGCUAUUUUAUGUGUAUUUUUGACACUCUGGGCUACUAUACAGAUAGGGGUAAGUGGAAUUCCAAUUUUGCUUUAUAUAUAUCAUUGUCUGUUUUGGGUUCCACCCCCAUAGCGCCCAGUAGUGUAUACACUUUUAUAUAUUUUUAUUCAAUAAAUAUAUUUUGCAUUUAAUUUUUGGAGUCUCAUCUAUUUGGAUCACCUGGAUCGUUAGCCAGUUAUUGGCACCCCUGAGCCUGUCUUACAGAGCCUGGCACGGCUCUGGAGAAUGUGAGUGAGAGUCAUACACUUAUCUAUUACUCAUUUAUCAUCAUACAGUUUGCACUAUGUUGUUGUUUUAUUUUUUUCUAUUUUAGUUUAUACCCCAAUCAAGUUCUACGCUGUUUACAUUACAGUUGAGUUCUAUAUUGGUAAUAUUACUCAUUUUUUGUUGUGAUCACAUUGGGGAGGUGUAUAUACUGGUAUUUGUUUCUUUUUAUUGUAUUAUGUAAAUCUGGUGCACAAGGGAAGCACUAGGGUACCGGUUACACCAUUUAUUGUAUAUUUUCACCAUAUACAGAACUGUCACAAUUUCAGUGAAGCGCCUACGCACUAUCUCUUUUUCUGUUAUCUGUAAACCUAUACACUUAUUUUGUAAAGCUGAAUAAUUCCUGGAAGAAGUCUGUAUUUUAUACAUACUUGGAUCUUGCUAUGUAAAACAAAAGUUGAAUUAAAGUAUAAAAACGCAUUUCUAUCUGACUCAACAGCUUGCUUCCUUAGUGACUACUUCAGCUUACAGGACAGAUUUCUGAAAAUUUGGGAGAAGAAGAACAGCUUGUUCAAGGUCUCUGCGCAUUGCUGCUGGGCAUCUGCAUUUACUACAAUGAUAAUUCACUUGAAAACACAACCAGGUAAGAUGUUUGGGGAUACAAGUGUGUAAUGUUUUAUAGACUUUAAUGCACAAAAGAAAGUGGAAGGAAACUAGACGGCCACCAACCUCUAGAUUGGAGUGUGAGUGGUUCAAAUUUGAACACCUACCCCGAAUGGGAACACAGGAGCCUCUAAUGAAAAUUGGAAAAGAAAAAAACUAUAUAGUGUAAAAACAUCUAACACUAUAGUAGUAAUAAGGUGUUAACUGGUCAUACUCACAUACCACCCGUUAUCGGGAGAAACAAGGUUUGAGGAUUUAUUAAUUUGGACCUAAUUGUCAGCACUUUGCUUAUAUGGUUUUAACAAGUUAUAUUUAAUAUUUUUUGCUGUCCAUUAAGCUAUACCAAACCAUCUGCUUCAUAGAAGAGAUGUGUCCCCUUAUAGGCUCUUGGCAUUAACACCUAGAGCUAGGUCUUGUGUGCUCUAGCCAAGGUGAGCAGUUCUUUAUUGGUUAUAUGAUCUGCAGUGUAUGCUUGGAUAUACUUCUCUAGGAGCUUGUACCUCCCUCUUCUCUGCUUUUCUUUGAGACUACUAUCCAGAGAAUCAGAACAACUAGGGAAUUGAGUCACCUGAGUACACCACGGCACAUAUGAUUUAAGCCUGUCUUUUUGAGGCUCAUAUCCAUAUGAGUUUUACCAGUUACACCUUAUUCCUACUAUAGUGUUAGAUUUUUUUUUACACGUUAUAGUCUUUUCUUUCCCAGUUUUCAUUAGAGGCUCCUGUGUUCCCAUUUAGGGUAGGUGUUCAUAUUAGAACACUCACACUCCACUCUAGAGGUUGGUGGCUGUCUAGCUUUCUUCCGCUUUCUUCUGUGCAUGCUUUGAGGUGGGUGAGGGAGAUUCCCACUUGAGCGGAGUAGCGUAAUUAUAUACUGUGAAUUGCCUUUUUUCACGCCGAUCACUUUAUAUUUUUUAUAUAGUCUUUAAUGUCUAUCCUUGCAUUUUUAGUACAAUGUUUGUUUUCUUACUCUGUGUUCACUUUUGCAUUGCACUGCUCUGCUUGUUUCAGUACACUAUAUGAUGAAUUAUUAAGUCUGUAAGCACUUUGUUUAUAUCAGGUGUACUUUUUAUGUACAUUGCUUAGUAAAGCUGGUUGGGGUCGUGCAGUAUUAUGACAUCAAUUCUUACAUUGGAGCAAUCCGCAUGAUUUCCAUGGUGAUUGCUCCAUCUUUAGAAAGUUGCCUUAGACUGUGCUUUUUAUCAUUUGAAGUUUUACUGACAAAAUGAAAUGAAACAUACACAGUAGAAUGCAGUAAAUGUAAACGUGCAAUAAACAGCAUAGCAGUUUGAUAGGUAUAAUACCAGGAAAGAAAAUCAUACAAAAUAUUUGAACAAUGUGACAUAGACCAAAACUCCACUCGGAGAGAACUUAUAAUUUAUGUAGCACCAACAUAUUCCGCAGCUUUACAAUUAUAGUAAAGAGAUCUUGCAGGUAAAGAACACCCUACAGAUCAACUUUUCCAUUAUCUAACCACCCACUGCAGCUGUGAGAAAGGUGUUUUUUUUGUCUUUUUUUUAUUUUUUUUUAGUUAUUAAUAUUAUGUGUUGCUACAAUAUUCACAAACAAAGAGCUAAACUGGUGGAAAAAUCUGUCUUUUCAGAGAAAAAUUGAAACAACUAAUAGAGAAGAGGAUUGGCAAAGAAAAUUUUACAGAAAAACUUGGCUUCAUAACCAAGCACGAAUAUUACUCGAAGGCAGCCCAGAAACCCCAGCCAAUUUUUUCCAGUCCUGACCACAUGAUGUUUGAUCAUGAGUUUACCAAGCUGAUUAAGGAGCUAGAGGGUGAGGCUUUCAUAAUAUUUGAUAAUGAAGUUGCAUGCACACUAAUAUUCCAACAGGGUCACCUUACUGUCGCAUGCAGAGUGCUCUCUUAUAGUAGGGAUUGGCAACUUGUUAACUUUCUUAUUAUCACAAUUGAUGAUACUUACCCAGAGGAUAUUGGAAUUGGUUAUAGAACUAGAAAUCUACCCUAGCAAACGUGUUUAUUUUUCCAUUCAAUCUUUGAAGCCCAGACAGCAUAUCCUUCCCACUCACAUCAUUUAAGGAAGUAGUUUCCUAAUUCAAGUGUAAAAGAACUUUGACAGUGCAAGUGUGCAAACACUAAUAAAGUCGGCGUCUUUCACUUGCUGAAUCUGUGUGUACUCAUAUAGACAGCACUGUUCACUUAUUGGUUCUUAGCAUUCUGUGUUGUACUGCAUGAUCUUUCUGUAUGUGCAGCCUCUAGAUCAUUUAUUUUUUCUUGUAUUAAAAUUACCAAUGCUGCAAAAAAUAUUUGGCCAAUAACUAUCUGAUCAGCAAAAUGUCCAAUUAUUUUUGGUACUCUGUGCAGUAACUAUUUUUAAAAGGACUAAAAUUCUGUUUUGAUUCACAGUUUCAGUGUAAAAGCAUAUACUUAAAGGGACACUAUAGUCUCCAAAACAACUUUAGCUUAAUGAAGCAGCUUUGGUGCCUCUGCAGUCUCACUGCUCAAUUAUGUUCCCUUUAGGAGUUAAAUCACUCUUGUUUCUGUUUAUGCAACCCCAGCAACACCACCUCUGACUGUGACUCACACAGCCUGUAUGAAACGAAAUGGUUUCACUUUCAAUCAGAUGUAACUUACUCUAAAAGUUUUUAUCUCCUGCUCUGUAUAUUGAACUUCAGUUAUAUACAGGAGACUCAUGUGAGGUCUAAUAAGCUAUUAACAGUGCAGGAGAUAUGAAAUUCUAAAAUAAACCUUAUUUUUAAUACAGGAAGUGUAAACAUUAGAUGACUCUCUGCAGGCAGUGUUUGGAAGGCUGUGCAAGUCACAUGAAGGGAGGUGUCCCUAGGGCUGUAUAAACAAAAUGAUUUAACUCCUAAAUGACAGAGAUUUGAGCAGUGAGACUGCAGAGGCAUGAUCAAUACACCAAGACUGCCUCAUUAAGCUAAAGUUGUUUUGUUGACUAUAGUGUCCCUUUAAAGUUUGUUCUUCCUUCAUAUUUCUUAACAAAUGUGAUGCCUGCAGGAGCUAGCCAGAAUACACAUUUUCUGUCGACUCCAUAUUCUAAUUAACAAUGUAAUUUCUGCAACAGUGAGCCUUGUCAGCCACAAAAUGUGAAAUAUCAGGAUACUUGUAGGUUGGCAUUCUUACUGUCUAUAUAUUAUUCAGGCCAAAUUGAGAGUAAAUUUGCUGAUUAAAAGGUAAACGUAGAUGAAAAUUGCUUUCUUCUUCUCCAAAAUUGCAGGCGAAAGUUGGAAAUUGUCAGAUAUGGACACCAUGGGUGCCAAAUGUACAGAAGCCUGUGAUGCUCAGUUACAAGAGAGCACACUUUUUUUUUUUUAUUGAAUCACAGAGAUGUGCCCCAAUGUGUACCUAAUGAAAAGUAUAUUUCAGUGGGGCUUUGCAGCAUGAAACUAUGAUGUGUAUUCUUAUUUUAAGUGAAUCCUGUGUCAUCUUUGAAACUACUAUUGUACUCCUUCUACUGCCUUUACUAAUCAGCACAGUAAGAACAGUCACUGUUUCAAAUAGCCAUACUAUAAGGUCCACAUCUUCUGUGCAUCAAAUAACAUAGUAUAAAUACCAGGUAAAGGUGGUCAGAAUAAAAUCUCUCAAAUCUCAAAGGACAUAAUUGUGUACUGAAUUGUGUACUGAAGUGUUUUGCUCCUGCUUCCCUGGAUCUUAGUUCUUUAAAGGAUCUGGAUGGGUUCUAUUCAAAAGGAUGCAUUUGAGAUUUCAAAGAUUGGGGUUUUACUCUGACCACCUUUUCCUGAUAUUUGUAUUUUAUUGUAUACACGUGUGCUGUUUGCUGUGGUGUACACUUAGGUGGGAAGAGACUACACAAGCUUGUAUGAGUUUUAUGUUUUUUUUUAAAUAACAUACAAUGACUGCAUCAUUUUGAAUAGUACCCAUGGAGAACCUUUAAACCGCUAAGAUGUGAUAAUAAUCAUCAUCGAAGGAAGCAGGAGCUAAACAAUGUAUGCGCGUCAUUUGAGAAUUCAAAGAUUUUUUUUCUGACCACCUUAAUUUAUACAAUGUUAUUUCCUGCACAAAAGAUGUGGGUACCCACGUUUUUCUUGCACUUAAAUGAAUGGAAUGUUUUUCUUUAGGACAUUUGGGUCAAGUGCUGUGUGUGUGUGUGUGUGUGUGUGUGUGUGUGUAUGUGUAUAUAUAUAUAUAUAUAUAUAUAUAUAUAUAUAUAUAUUUUAAUGUUAAUCACUGUUUGACAAUACAACAAGAACAGUCCAGGUGUUUGUAAAUAACAGAUGCAGUGUUUGUUUUAGCUGUUUAUUGGUUUCUUAGCAAUUUGUGUUUUUUUUCUUCUUCUUUAUAGUUGCUAUUACAAAAGCCAUCUACAAAUCCAGCGAAGAAGACAAAAAAGAAGAAGAAGUAAAGAAAUCUCUUGAGCAACAUGACAACAUUAUAUCUCAUUACAAAAAUGUCAUCCGGGAACAGGUAUAAAUUUUAUAGUUAGCUGGCCACUAUAUGAUGCCUUUUAUGUUUUAUGUUGUGUGUUUUUUGUUUUGAAUUACACAGUGUUUUUUUAAAUUUGUUUGUUUAUUUUGUGAAUGUGUUAUCCUGUGCCAAUCAUAAGGAACUUACAUUUAAAUUAAGUGGCAUGUUUGCGGUAAGGGAAAUGCAUCCAGUUUUUAGAAAAUUGAAUAGGAAGCGGUUUGACAUAAGACUGAGGGACUGCUCACAUAGCUCCAGUGCACAAUAAUUGCUACAGUUUGUUUUUACCUCAACUUGCCUAUUAUUUUACAUUUUUUAUUUUUUUUAUUUACCCAAAUGUAAACAAUCGAGAUAAAAAUAUUUAACAUAAUUUCCAUUUGAGUAAAUCACGAGGAGUGGCCAUAAUGGUAAGCUCAAGAGUCCCAUUCACGUACCAACACCAGGUUUCGGACACUUCAGGGAGGGACAGUAUUCUUAAGGGGCUAGUGGGAACAUCUCCUGUCACCUUGCAAAAUAUUUAUCUCCCCAAUAAAAAUGUUCUCCCUAAAAAUAGGGGGUGACUUUAUGACUAUAAUAUCUCCCUGGAUGCCCAGAGAGACAGCACUGCUACAAAUCCCUCCCAUCUCGCAUUGGCUAGGGCCCAGAUGCGUAGCGUACUACAUGGUAGUCAACUAGUUGACUGCUGGAAAAUCCAGAGCCCAACCACCAAAGAUUUCACCUUCUACUCGACCCCAAAGAAGACUUACACAAGAUUAGACUAUUUUCUGGUACCACACAAGGACCUUUCAUUAAAAUUAGCGAUACUAAUAUAGGUAAUAUUGUCUGCUUCGACCACUAACUAUUGCAAUCCCCAUACCCCAUACCAGCUACAAAAUAUCAAUGGAAACUUAACCCCUAUCAGCUACAAAAUUCCAGAGUUCAUCAAGUUCUUUCGACCUCUAUCACACAAGACUUCUAGGAGAAUAAAACAUCAGAUUUUAAUAUAUUACUAUUAAUAUAUAUUAAUCCAAGUACCACCCUCCCACAAUUGGUAGACAAAAUGACCAAAUACAGCUCAAUGGCUAACGUUAAAAUUAACACAGAUAAAUGUGAAAUACUCAACCUCACGGUACAACAUGGGGAAGCGACUACAAAGAGAAUAUCAGUUUCAGUGGGCCCCAAAAUCAAUCUAGUACCUGGGAGUUAACAUCCCGGCAAAUCCUAGCGCUCUAUAUACACUGAACUUUCCACGUUUGCUGACCGCCAUACAGGCAGACCUGCAGGUGUGGGAUAAGCCCAAUCUCCGAUGGAUGGGCCAAUGCUAUAUCGAUGAAUGUAAUUCCCUCGCAUUCUGUAUCUUUUGUACACCAUACCAAUACAUCUCCCCAGACAUUUUUUUUAAACCAUUCAAUCUUUGUUCACGAGGUUCAUUUGGGCAGGGAAAAGACCAAAUUCAAGAACUCAUUGCUGUAUUUUAUGCUUACGGCCACCAAGUCAAUAAUUGCCAGCCUGUGGAAAGUGACCAGGACACCUGGCUUAAGGGAAUGGAUAGCAAGCUAAGAAUGAGUAAAACACUGUCUAUUACAAUGAAACUAAUAAUCAUAAUAAAAUAAAACGUUUGUGUUUCUUGAGCAUUCUAUGCUGCUAUCACUAUCCAAAAUACAAGGAAAACAAUCUCGUAGAUAUAAAUACAUUGAGCACAAAGACCAACAAAAUGUGUAUAAAGAUUGAUACAGUAUGUAGACACGAAAACUUAAAUCACAGUUAAUGGGCAAAUUCUGGGUCUGCCUUCCCACAGGGUUUUGGUCAGUACAUAUACAUACUAUAUAUAAAUAUAUAUAGUGACUUAACCCUUUAGAAUAAACAGACACAAAUAAUUCUAUUACAGCUCAGAUUGUACAUUUGUUACAGUUUUGUCACCAAUAUUCUUUACCUGUUUCCAUUUCAGCAGAGAUACUUGCCUAAACACUUGGGCAGCACAAACAUGUUCUUUUUAUACAUAAAGUUAAACAAAUGCACUGCAAAACAGAAUGGGUAUUUAAGUUUUUUUUGUUUUGUUUUUGUUUUUUUGUGUUCCUAGGAUAUUCAGUUGGAAGAGCUGAAGCAAUCUGUUGCUGCUUUGCAAAUUAAAACCGAGCAAAACCAGACAACAAUAUCACAGCAGCAAGCCCAGAUUCAGCAACACAAGGACCAGUACAAUCUUCUCAAAGUACAACUAGGUAUAUAAUAUUAUAAGGCAUGUGCACUGUGCAUUGGAAUCAGUGCCGUGUACAAUAUACAUCUAUUUAUGUGUGCCUAUUACUACAUUACCCACAAGCUGUUUAUUCCAUUAUAGUAAAUGUAGCAAAUAGAAUGAUUAAGUUGCAUAGAUAUCAGACCAGAAUGAUGGAGCCCAACAGUAUAUAAUUAGCUGUGCUUUACAGACAUUUGCUAAAGAUUUGGUUACCUGCUGGAAUCAAUACUCUACAAACUUUUAAUGUAUAAUUGGUAAGAACCAAUUUUUACUAGAAAUUUGAAUAAAUAUCAAUAAUAAUAAAAUAACAUUAAGAACAGCUGGCAAUAAACAAUGACAAACGUUCCACAAUUUUUAGUUAAAAUUUUAGUUUCAAGUUCUUUACAGCAAAUGUAAAAAAUGAUACAGUUUCAUGUAUCGGGAGAUAAAUGCAGUAUAUCUCUGUUAGGGUUCAAGUACAGACCUACAAGACAACAAACUCUUUUGAUACACAUUAUACUCCUGUACUUGUGUCUAACAGGUAAAGAUAGCCAGCAUCAUAACGCACAUAACAGCAAUGCACAAAUGAAUGGAUUCCAGGCCGAGGAGGUCAUUCGCUUAAAAGAUGAAAUUGAAGAAUUGCGAAAACAACAUGAAUCGCUGCGAGGAGAGCUGUCUGAGAAAGAUGCUCUAAUAGAGAACUUGGUAAGUGUUGUGUUAUUCUUAAUACUUGAUUCCAACAAUAACUGGAAAUAUGCAGAUGCUUCAUAACAUUUGUGCUAAGCACUGGAGUAUAAAUCACAUUUAUUUACCAAGUGUUCAAACAAACAUUUGUUACAAAAUAUUUUCACAUACAUUGAUGGAACCAAGUCGUACCACUUAGAAAAUUGUCUGUGGUUUUAAUUCAUAAAUGUUUUGCUAUAUUGGUGGAAAAACACACGGCAGAAUGCAGCUGUUCUUCAUUAUCCAACAUACAGCGUAGUCUCCUAAUACUCAACAAAAUUUUACCCCAUUAUCUCUAUUGUUAUUAUGUUCAAUGUAUUGCAUCUACGUUAUAUGCCUAAUGGGGGUAAUCGUAGCCGUGAGAUAUUUUUUUUUUUUAUCUUGGUGAGAACUCUUGGAUCUGUAGGACAAUUGCUGGGAAUAGGACAUUUAACGUCCUUCAUUUGACCCUUUUAUGUAAUUUCAGAAACAGACUCAAGUUGAUUCACAAACAGCGCAACAAGCUGAUGUCUCUGAACAAGCAGCAGGGCAUAAAAAGGUAUGAUUCUUUUUUUGUUCAUCAUUUAUGGAUGACCUGUCUUCUCUUUCUGAGGGCUGCUUUUGUUAAUUGUAAUUAAAUAUUUAAAGACCAGUAAAAAUGUCACUGUAAAACACUUGCUCUGGACUAUGCAUACCCAUGAGCAUCCUCAGGGCAGUCCUUCUAUGGACAUAUCACUACUGAGGCAAUGGGGAGUACUAAGAAAAAAAACAAAAAAAAACACUGUCUGUGAAAAGAUUUGAAUAUACCAGAUUUGGAGAUUAGCAGUGUAGAGCUUAAAGUUAGUACUACCCUUGGUUUGAAAUCCAUUUCCUGGAAUUGGUGUAAUUGUUUUUGUUUUGUUUUUACCGAUUUAAAAAUGUCAGAAAGCAAUCAAAUAACAUUUAUUUUAAACUUUUUUUUAAUAGAUUUUAAAUUUUUUCCCCCCGAUAAUUAGAAUAUAUUUCUGAUGGAACUCCAUUAAUUUCUUAUUUCUUUCACAGGAGCUGGAAGCAUUACGUUCCCAAUUGCAGGUACAGUCAACAGAGAUCAACAGACUACAAGCAGAAAGAACAGAACUCCUACAAAACAUAGAAAGCAAGGUAGAACGCUCUACAUUCUCACCUGUGUACUAAUAGGUGUUCUUAUUGACUUUUAAAUUCAGUUCUUGCAAAAUCCUUUUUUUACCACUCCUUAAUAUUUGUACUUUAAUGAUCAUAUACCUCUGUUUACAGACCUCAUUUACUGGAUCGGGUGACCAUAUAGUGUCUACGUCCACAAAUCCUGAACUUGAAGAAAAAGUAGUUACAUUGUUGCAGGAAAUUACAGUUUUAAAGGUGUGUUACUGCUGUCCUUUUUGUUUUUUUUCAAUGUGAGGGUUUUUAUUUGUGAAAUUGUACAUUUCUUAUUGCAAAUAAGUUUCUUGUUGUAUUCACAUCAAUUUAAAUAAUAUUUAGCGAUUACAACCAAUUCCAUAAGUAAUAUGCUACAAUUAUUUAAAGGACCACUAUAGUGCCAGGAAAACAAACUAGUUUUCCAGGCACUAUGUAGUCCUUAGGUCCCCCCCACCCUCAGGGGCCACCUCCUGCUGGGCUGAAGGGGUUAAAACCCCUUCAGCCACUUACCUUUCUCCAGCGCCUGGGGAACUCUCUCCCUCCUGCCGACGUCCGCGCCGAAUGCGCAUGUGCGGCAAGAGCCCCGCGCGCAUUCAAACAGUCCAUAGGAAAGCAUUUCUCAAUGCUUUCCUAUGGACGUCAGUGUCUUCUCACUGUGAUUUUCACAGUGAGAAUCGCGGAAGCGGACUCUAGCGGCUGUCAAUGAGACAGCCACUAGAUGCUGGAUUAACCCUCAGUGUAAACAUAGCAGUUUCUCUGAAACUGCAGGGUUAAAACUAGAGGGACCUGGCACCCAGACCACUUCAUUGAGCUGAAGUGGUCUGGGUGCCUAUAGUGGUCCUUUAAAUAAGACAAUAUGUAGUGAAUAUUGAAUUAUACCAAAAAAUAUAAAAUACAUUCAUUUGACACUCUUUCCCUUUCAUUUUCUUUUUCUCCUUCUAAAGCUUACUUCUGCACUUUUUUCAAUAUUAUUCCUUUUAUUUCUUGAGUGUUGAGAGCAGAGAACGGUCUUCUCCAGCUCUUCUUCUCCUCUUCCUGCCACACAGUACAAUGUGAUGCACUGACUGUGAUGCUUUAUCACUUGUUGUUAGGUAGGGUAUAAUUCCAUGCAAUCAAAAUUAAUACUACACAAAGCAACCUGAGCGUUUGAUGAUUAAUAUUUUGCGCAGUAUGAAGUUUGAUUGUAUUCUCCCUCGAGUAAUGGGAGUUGCAGUUUAACAACAAAUGGGUAUCAGCCUUAAAGCCAAAGGCUGAUCUUCUAUUGGCGCAUACCUAUUCAUCGCUGCUUUUUAUUUGAGCAGAAUUGGAGUUACACUUCUGCCACAACUGGAGAUUGGCCUGAUCUACCAGAGAUGCGGAUGAGCUUUGGUUGAAGUGUAAAUCAUGAUUGCUAGCCAGCAGGUGUAAGGUUACAGGGGUAGUUUGUCAGUAAUAAUGGAAAUUUCUUGCAAAACAAAAAUUCAUGUAAGGGAAAAGUUAGUUUGUUUUAUUAAUUGUUAACCUUCCCUUUAUUUGACCAUAGAGGCACUCAUUUGCUAAUUGGAAUGACUCACGUUGUUAAAUAAUGAAAAACACAAUUAAACAGAGGAAUAAGGAGUUUAAUUUUGUUUCUCAAUAAUUUUGUUUCUGUAAGUGGCUGAAAGGUAAGUGGCUGAAGGGGUUUUAACCCCUUCAGCCCGGCAGGAGGUGGCCCCUGAGGGUGGGGGGGACCUAAGGACUACAUAGUGCCUGGAAAACAAGUUUGUUUUCCUGGCACUAUAGUGGUCCUUUAAUUGUAGCAUAUUACUUAUGGAAUUUCACAAAUAAAAACCCUCACAGUGAAUGUUGUGCCCAUUUACAAGAAAGGUAAUAGGGAGGAGUCGGGCAACUAUAGGCCAGUAAGCCUUACUUCAUUAGUGGGGAAAGUGAUGGAAACCAUGUUAAAGGAUAGGAUUGAUGAACAUCUAAAAACAUAUGGAUUUCAGGAUCAGAGACAACAUGGAUUUACUUCAGGGAGAUCAUGCCAAACUAAUCUUAUUGAUUUUUUUGAUUGGGUAACUAAAAUUAUAGAUCAGGGUGGUGCAGUAGACAUUACUUACCUAGAUUUCAAUAAGGCCUUUGACACUGUUGCACAUAGAAGGCUUAUCAAUAAAUUGCAAUCUUUAAGUUUGGAUUGCAAUAUUGUUGAAUGGGUAAGGCAGUGGCUGAGUGACAGGCAACAGAGGGUUGUAGUUAAUGGAAUAUAUUCGAAGCUUGGACUUGUCACCAGUGGGGUACCUCAGGGAUCUGUACUUGGACCCAUUCUCUUUAAUAUUUUUAUUAGUGAUAUUGCAGAAGGUCUUGAUGGUAAGGUAUGUCUUUUUGCUGAUGAUACUAAGAUAUGUAACAGGGUUGAUGUUCCAGGAGGGAUAAGCCAAAUGGCAAAUGAUUUAGGUAAACUAGAAAAAUGGUCAGAAUUGUGGCAACUGACAUUUAAUGUGGAUAAGUGCAAGAUAAUGCAUCUUGGACGUAAAAACCCAAGGGCAGAGUACAGAAUAUUUGAUAGAGUCCUAACCUCAACAUAUGAGGAAAGGGAUUUAGGGGUGAUUAUUUCUGAUGACUUAAAGGUAGGCAGACAAUGUAAUAGAGCAGCAGGAAAUGCUAGCAGAAUGCUUGGUUGUAUAGGGAGAGGUAUUAGCAGUAGAAAGAGGGAAGUGCUCAUGCCAUUGUACAGAACACUGGUGAGACCUCACUUGGAGUAUUGUACACAGUACUGGAGACCGUAUCUUCAGAAGGAUAUUGAUACCUUAGAGAGGGUUCAGAGAAGGGCUACUAAACUGGUUCAUGGAUUGCGGGAUAAAACUUACCAGGAAAGGUUAAAGGAUCUUAACAUGUAUAGCUUGGAGGAAAGACGAGACAGGGGGGAUAUGAUAGAAACAUUUAAAUAUAUAAAGGGAAUCAACACAGUAAAGGAGGAGACUAUAUUUAAAAGAAGAAAAACUACCACAACAAGAGGACAUAGUCUUAAAUUAGAGGGACAAAGGUUUUAAAAAAAUAUCAGGAAGUAUUACUUUACUGAGAGGGUAGUGGAUGCAUGGAAUAGCCUUUCAGCUGAAGUGGUAGAGGUUAACACAGUAAAGCAUGUGUGGGAUGCUUCCCCUGCUACCUUUUGUCUCAAAUCCCCCUGGUAUCCUUUAGAUUGUAAGCUCAAGGGCCAUCUAGCUAAGCACUUUGUAUUAAGAGCUCCAAUGGCUAGAUAUCAGCUUACGGGCAGGGCUCUCUUACCUCUUGUAUUUGUUUGUGUAUAUUGUACGUUUCUCAACUAAUUGUACAGCGCUGCGGAAUCUGUGUGCGCUUUAUAAAUUGCAAUAAUAAUAAUAAUAAUAGGCAUAAGGCUAUCCUAACUAUAAGAUAAGGCUAGGCACUAAUGAAAGUAUUUAGAAAAUUGGGCAGACUAGAUGGGCCGAAUGGUUCUUAUCUGCCGUCACAUUCUAUGUUUCUAUGUUUACAACACUAGUGUCUAUAGAGGAGAUCGUGGAAUCCUCCAUAGACAGAGCCUUUUUCCCCUUAGCCAUCACUUUUGAGCCCCUUUAAAGCAAUAAUGAACAGAUUAAACUCAAUUUUUAGAAUUACAAUAAUGGAUACGAUAAUAAUAAACAGAAUGCACCAGUCUAAUGCAAAUUCUAAAGAAUUCUGAUGGUGGAAAGUUGACCUUUUCAGGGUGUUAUUUAGUAUUUCUUUGUAUGGAAACAUUUGGAGGUCAUUUCACUUCAUAAGUAAAGGUAAAUUAAUUCCAAUUAAGAGUAGUCAAUGAUUUAAUUUCUGUAUUUUUUUAAAAUGGGUAAUAUUUAAAUGACUAUUUGUAACAUAUGGCUGCCUUGUUUUUUCCAGGGAGAACUUAAAACAGCAUCUGAAGAAAAUUCCUCUUUGAAGCAGCAGCUCGAUACAGCUAAGAGUACAUCAGCGAUUUUGCAAGAUGAAAAAGUGAAACUGCAGCAAGACGUGGCAGAGUCCAAGAAAGAGCAGGACGACCUCUUAGUUCUUCUAGCUGAUCAAGAUCAGAAAAUUCUUGAACUAAAGAAAAAACUCAAGGAACUUGGACAUCCAGUAAGUUACUUCACAAAUCUUGUGGGCAAAGUUCAAUGUGUUCAUUGUACAUUACUUCUUAAUGUAUGCAGAUAGGUAUUAAGGGACAGAGCCUAGAACCAAACUACUGCAUUAUCCAUGACCCACUAGUUAGUGAUUAUAUCCCAAUGGAGUGUUCCUUCAAUUCUGUGGUGGACACAUCCAUAGUUCUAUAUGGCUUUAGGCAGUAAAGCUACAGAUUUGCAACUGAUACAGUGUCAUGCAAGUAAUCAUUUAGAUUUAUUUAGCAUUGUGGUGUCAUUUUUUCCAUUGGGAUAAAUCCACACCAGACUCUGGUAUAAAUUUAACCCAUUAGUCCAUAGUCAUCAACACUUCUACAUCUCCUGUUCUAACCAGGCAAAAUACAAAUUUAGUUUUAGCCCAUAAGUACUGGUAAUGCUACAACCUUACUACACAAGAGUCUGUUUGACUCCUAAUACAUUGUGUGCAUUCUAGCAGGUAAGUUGGGAUCUGCAUAAGGUGUUUCCCUCAUAAAUGUUUCUGUAUCACCACAGGUGGAAGAUGAAGAUGACGAUUUGGAGUCUGGAGAUGCUGGCGAUGAAGACUAUGAGGAUGAAGUUGACGAUGACGACGAUGAUGAUGAUGAAGCUGGCAGAGAAGGAGAUGUUUAAGAAUGUUGAAAGUGAUCUGGUUAUCAUACUUAAAGACAGAAAGCGUGUGGUGAUUUCCUUAAUGCAGCAUUUAUGGCAGUUAUGUAUUGUAGGAGACGAUGGGCUGCUCACCAAAGGGACUGUUAUUUACAUUUAGAAACUGAUGCCAUAUUUAGGUAAAAUAAAUAUUUUAAAAAACAAACACAAUAUACAAAAAACUGAUCACGUUUCUGACCAGGAUUAAAGGCUUGAUAGAGGUAUAUUCUUUGGAAUAUUUUCCCAAGUGUUAUGUAGUGUUACUCAUGUACCACUGCAUCUGUCCUGCAUUGAUCUGCCUUUGCUAUUACUAAACAUUGCUAUGCAAUGUCAAUGAUGUUUUUUCCAACAAUAAAUAGUUCUGUUCUUUUACAACACUAUCCAUCAGAUGGCUGUAUGUUUCGUUAAUCCGAUUGAAUGGGCAUUGUUUCAAGGAUUAUUCAGUCUUACCUUAGCCAAAAUAUUUUCCCUUUCCAAAGGUAUACAUUGCAAAGCUUGCUGAACGAGGACAGUAUAUAGAUCUAUUAAAAAAUAUUUUUAUUUUAGCUUGUUUAAAAAUGGCUAGUAGACAUGAAAAUGUUUGUUUAGUGCCUUCAGGCCUGAGACAGCUGUGCUCCACAUCAGUUAUGAUCACAUAAUAUUUUGCUGCAAAAACAUGGAAAACCCAUGUCUAUGUAGUAUUGCUAGAUUUUCUUUUACUUGCAUCAUAAAAAUUUUUAAGAAACAGAGUAAACACAAAAAAACGCUGUUAACAUACAAUUUUCUCAAAAUGUUUAACAUUUACCAUUUAACAUUCGUUGUUUACUGUAAUGUUGAAGACAAGUGAUGACAAAACAAAUUAUAUAAUUUAUUGGCUUAAAUCAGGCCAUAUAUAAUUACGUUCAGAAUGACAUUUUAAGAGUUAAAAAAUAUGAAUUACAUUAAUUUCAUGUUUUACAAAUAAAGUAAUGCAUUUACUUAAAACUA
Pelobates cultripes (western spadefoot toad) is the source of this 35871-nucleotide messenger RNA. NCBI's taxonomy places the organism in Eukaryota, Metazoa, Chordata, Amphibia, Anura, Pelobatidae. The record is from the annotation of a GenBank genome assembly.